This is a messenger RNA of Hylaeus volcanicus, 3492 nucleotides long. RefSeq names its product leucine-rich repeat protein SHOC-2. Gene Ontology annotation, cellular component: extracellular matrix. Gene Ontology annotation, molecular function: protein binding. NCBI's taxonomy places the organism in Eukaryota, Metazoa, Arthropoda, Insecta, Hymenoptera, Colletidae. Bases 1 to 2340 code for a protein of 779 amino acids. The transcript is spliced from 6 exons. The record is from RefSeq and is a predicted model, not a curated record.
AUGGAGAAACGGAUUACGACGGGCAGGUGUUUGGUCACAUUAGCAGCCACGUUCUCGGUUCUGCUCACUUCGGCGGUCUGCCAAACCGUCUGCCCGAGGAGAUGCUCCUGCUACUUGGGCCAACAGCCGAGAACUGUCAUGUGCGCGAGACAGGGCCUCGAGGCGUUCCCCGAAAAUAUCAGCGACGUUGUGGAGCAAUUAAAUUUAUCGAACAACCUGUUAACGGAUAUCACGAGUGACAUUAAUCGAUUGAUAGAUCUGCAGUACCUGAUUCUAUCCAAGAACAGGCUGAGUUCGUUGCCCGAGGACAUUAGUAACCUGAAGAGCCUAAAGAAGUUGGACCUGAGCUGGAACCAAAUACACACGAUAGUUGACAUUAGUUCUGUGAGGCAACUUCCGGCCCUGAAGUUUCUCUAUCUAUCUAAGAAUCCGUUAUCCAGCUUGGAGGAUUUGGUAAACGGUGGACUCGAAGUUUUGAGCGUCACUCAUUGCGAAAUACGAGAAUUUAGUAAUACAUCUCUGGACGGUCUUCCCGCAUUAACGACACUAAGCUUGGCAGGAAACCCUUUGAAAUUCAUUCAGAAAGCACGGAGUCCAAAACUACGGUGGCUCGAUAUGUCCGACUGCCUUUUGAAUUUCUUAAGUCCCGAUACUUUCAGCGGAUUUCCAGAGCUUGAAGAGCUUCGGAUGGCCAACAAUCCCACGUUAGUCUACAGUACCAGACACGAGACGCUGACCCAUUCAAAUCUGAAGAGAUUGGACGUGUCUAGGUGCAAUCUGGACAGACCAGGUCUCCACGGACUCCCAUCGCUGGUCCACGCUCGAUUAACCCGCAACAGUAUUCGGCUGUUGCCCGAUCGCAUUUUCGCUAAAAACAGACAACUAGGUUUCCUAUAUUUGAACACGAACAGCCUCGAAAGUUUGAACGCGAGCACGUUCGAAGGCAUGGUGGAGCUCCAAGUGUUGGACCUGUCAGCCAACAACCUGGAGACGAUUGAUCCCCUAGCGUUCCACGAGAACAUAGAACUGAAGCAGCUGAAUCUGUCCUACAACAACUUACAAGAAUUUCCAAACCUCACGUCGGCUGUCAUGACGCUGGACUUGUCGUCGAAUCAAAUCAGCAAGCUCAGCCAGAACUUCUUGACGGGCAUGCCGAAAAUAAAGAGCAUCAUCUUGACUGAGAAUCGAUUGGAAACGAUACCAUCCCCCUUGGUAUCCACGACGUUGAAGAACCUGGAUCUGCGACGGAACAGACUGGUGGAAGUGGAUAAUAAUACAUUCCUUCGACUGCCUCAACUCAUAAGAAUUGACUUAUCAGGAAACCGUCUGACUGAAGCUAUGAGUCCAAACAUUUUUAGAAACAAUCCAGGCUUGAACAUCAUCAAACUAGGGGACAAUCCUUGGCGAUGCGACUGCAAGGAAUUGGCCCACUUGUUCAAUUAUCUGACGGAAUUGCCUGCCAAGACUUUGUCGACGAGUUUGAUUUGCCAGACUCCGGCGAACAUGUCAGGUUACUCCUGGGAGAGUGCUUGUUUCGACGCCUGGAAUGGACCCUUUAACAAAGACAGGUCCUGGGGCUUCGUGCUGAUCGUCAUCCUCACUGUCAUAGUUCUAUCCGGAAGUUUCAUCUCCUUCAGGCACAUGAUAAGAAUGAAGAGGAGGGCCCUAGAUCAAAGACAACAGCUGGAGGCACUGAGACUGCUGAGACGAAGGAGGGUUCAUACUGAACGACAACGAGAAGAACGCGUCGAACGUCAACCAGAGCCCAGAAUCCAUCCGCUGGAGUUACUAGGACCUCCCAGUUACGAAGAGGCCAUACAGAUGCCGCGACUGGCUCGUUCUCUGGACAACCUGGACGAAAUCUCUGCAGAUACAUCAUCCGUUCGCGUCAUGGGUUCCGCUGACAACCUGAGGACGAAGCAGAGGAGAACUAGGAGGAUAAAGACGAGGAUUUACAGCGAGGACGAUUGGCUGAGGAGGGAGGGACGUCGACAAGAAAGAAUUAAGAGGGAAAUAAACGCAUCUGUUGGUAACGUAGCCUCUGAGGUACCACAGGUUGUCAGCCAAACGACGUCCAGGACCUCUGUGGCGCGAAGACCCAGAAAACACAGCGUGCUAAGCGAUUCUGUGGAUUCUUCAACCGGGAAGCUUCGAACCAGGCCGCAGACACCUAGUGCUAAGAAAAAAAGAAGAAGACGCACGGUUUACGACGGUCACUCAUCCGACGAUGAGGAUUCCGACAUACCGCGAUACGAGUCCACCAGAUCCAUGGUCAUUAGGGAACUUCGAAGGGAACCUAAAAGCGGUUACAGAGAACCCGCGGUGGACCACGACACCUAAGUGUUCGUAAACUGCGGGUGGAUUAAUUGCCCUCGAGGAAUUCGUGAAAUAAAAAUUGUUACACUUUGAUAUUCCUGACCUAUUAGUCGUCAAUGUUUAUCUAUAUCCGACAAUGCGCAAUCUCGGACCCUAACGCGAGUUACAUUGCGUCCGGUGAUUAUGCGCUGAAUAUGAACAUUGCUAUUAGGUUGUCCUAAAAGUUUCUUUUCGUUUUAUUCAUAAGUAGCAUACACGUAAUAUUUUAUGUUUUAUAUUUCAUUACUGAAUUAUAUGCGAACAUUCUAACUACUGAGAGAUAAGGUUGUCUAUUUAUAUAACAACUGAGUGUAAGUUGCGAAAGAAACUUUUGGGACAACCUGAUAAUUAUCCUUAGGAGGACUGCUAGAGGAUUCACCGACGCUUUAAUGUCUCAUAAAAUUUCCUAACUGGAGUUUAUGGCGUCGAUUGAGGGGGAUGGAAGUUCCAAAAAUUGUGAACACUGCCUUAUACCGGUUUUCGUGGUUUUGAUAGAUUAAAUGAACUUUUGCAAGGGUUUGCAAUUAUUGAACUGCUUUGUCAAGUCGAGGGAAGUUUUGAGAACUUUGUUACAGUGCAAUCGUUAUGUUAAUUCAUUUCUCUUCACCGUCGUUUUAGUAUUGAAGGUAAAUGAAAAUUUUGAGUUUUGUUUUUAAACAACACAAUAAGUCUGUCACGUAAACAUCAUCAUUCACGUUUAAUUAUUACUUUCAUUUAAAAUAAAUAAAUGUAUUCCAUACCACUUGUUUUAUUAAAACACAAAAUCCUAAAUCUCUUUCGGAAAAUCUUUUGUAUCCCUAAUUCUUCUUGUAAAGAAAAAUGGAAAUAACUUGAUUGUGGUAUCUUGUAAUUCUUGAAAGGAUAUUUUAAACAGAAUUAAAUCACUGUAAGAAGGAAAUCGUAUAACUAUAAAAUUACAGUAAUUUCACGCUUACCUGGAACCGAUUAACGUCGACUUUAUACACAGCGAGCAAUUAUUCGAUCGUAUCAGCAUAUCGUUUACCCUGAUUGCUUUAAUACAUAAACUUGAUAAAAUGUUGAUAGACCGUUAACACGCUGUAACUACAAACAUAUUAACCUCUUAAGUAACGAUCAACAUCAUCAAGCAAACACUAGACACCCACAGUAUCAUUAUUC